AUGUUUCCCAUUAAACAAGUGUUGUUCUCACGUGCCAUGGCUGCUACUGCUUCGGCCACCCCAGAGACAAUGGCCAGAUCAUCACUUUUGCGUCCUAUGUCAUUCGUCUUGUUUGGUAACCAGUAUCUUGAGUCACUAAGAACAAACAGUUCAUCCAAUGACCGUACUUCCAAAACAUUAGAGGGCAUCAGAGUAUCCAACAAGGACAGUGAAAAGUCAGCUGUCAAUGCCAAAGACUGGCUCCAUAACCUACACAAGAAGAAUGGUGCCAACCAUUUGUCCUUGUCAAGAAGUAGUGCACCAAACACUCAUAUACGUGCUGCCGGUUUGAGUCCAGAGUUGGUAUUGAUAACCAGUGGAUUUGAGGACAAGACCCAUCAGGCCUGGAAGUUUGCCAAUGACGAGCGUCAGGAUGGUUCGCUUGUCAUCACGUCUGCACCAAAGUCUCCACUCAAUGACUACCUCUUGUGGCGCAAGAUAGCUCUUGGCGACGUCCGAGAGCGAUUCAAGGAGGCCUUGGAGAGGAUUCGUGACUUUACUCUCCUUCAUGUUCACCAAAUGGACUUGAUCCCAAAGACUUCCCAGUUGGCCUUUCUCAACAAUCUGGCUGAAGCAGAGAAAUUCAUUCAUAUGGAUGUGAUGCUGACCACAAAGAAGGAUUUGAACAAGCUGUACGACUUUUUGAACCUGCCAAAGGACUUUGGAUCAUCGUCUCAAGCACGUGUUGCCCUGCAGAUAUUGAAUGCAACAGCAUUGGCAUGGAUUGACUCACCAAUCACAACACCAUCAUCCACCAACCAAGAAUUGAACAAGCAGUAUGUCAAGUUGUCCAAGGAGUUGUACGAGUCGCUCUUGGAUUCAAUGGUGUGCUCAAUCAACUAUAUCGAGUAG
This is a messenger RNA of Acytostelium subglobosum LB1, 891 nucleotides long. RefSeq lists its product as hypothetical. Lineage: Eukaryota; Evosea; Eumycetozoa; Acytosteliales; Acytosteliaceae. The transcript is spliced from 3 exons. The coding region runs from base 1 to 891 and encodes 296 amino acids. The record is from RefSeq and is a predicted model, not a curated record.